Molecule: messenger RNA, 2558 nt
Organism: Xenopus laevis (African clawed frog)
Lineage: Eukaryota; Metazoa; Chordata; Amphibia; Anura; Pipidae
Product: interferon-induced protein with tetratricopeptide repeats 5
Exons: 2
Coding region: 650-2107 (485 amino acids)
Source: RefSeq, a predicted model, not a curated record
GGAUUGGCCUAUUGGUUUUGGGAGGAGAUGGUUAAGGAGCCUUUCAUAAUGUGAAUAUGUCAUAAGAUGUGGUAGUGGAGAGAACUGGUAUAACCCCUAAUGCAGGUUUAUUUGUACCUUGUAACUGGUUAGAAUGAUCCCUAAUUUAUGUUUGAUGGGAUAGCAAUUGCCUAUACAAUGUCCAUGCAAAAGAAAAGCCAUCAAAAUACCACAACAUUUCAUUGCAGGGAUACACCUUUAAAACCAAACCCACUGUCCCUUGAUUAAAGAGCCGAUCAUGUUUUCGGCUGCUGUAUAAACUAGAAUUCCCAGCAUGUCUUGGGAUAACAACCCUUGUGGGUUACUCAUUGCUCCUCCUUUUUCACCAUCAGAUCAUCCCUUUCCUUUCAUAAAUCAUGUUAAAAAAAUAAACAAUGUAGUUACAUUGUCAGUGUUGUUUUGCAUUAAUUGUUAGUGGAUAAAUUAGUAGCCAUAGUGGUCUUAGUUUCGUUUCUGCCUUGUUCCCUCCCUGAGCUACUUCGAUUAAAAUGAAUCUUCACUCUGUAAAGACCAGCAAUCGGCUACUGCUCAGAGUAAGAAUAACACAAGCAAAAGUAAGAAGCACAAGCAAAGCAGCUUUUUUACAAGCAGGAAUAACAGAGGCAAGGGGAUGAGUGAGUCAAAGGAUACGCUGAAAUCCCAUUUGGAUGAGCUGAAAUGUCACUUUACAUGGGGGCUACAGGAAAAGGAUGCGGAUAUUGAAGAACUGGAAGAAAGACUUAACUAUCAACUAGAAUAUUUGAAUGUGGAUUCUAAAGGGAGGGUAUAUAACCUGCUGGCCUAUGUAAACCACUUGAAGAACAAUAAUACAGAGGCUAUUGUGAAUCUCCAAAAAUCAGAGGGAAUUCUUUGGGAUUCUAAAGUAUUGGAGACCGACAUAAAAUAUCUGCUGACCUUCUCCAACUAUGCGUGGGUCCAUUACUACCUUAAUGAUAGUGAAAGCUCCAAGCUCUAUAUUGAGAAGAUAAAUGCCAUUUAUACACAAUCAAAAGGGAUUGAAGAUCUUGUGCAAUCUGAGACCAAUGGAGAACAAGGAUGGGCUCUGGUGAAUUUUUGUAGCCAAUAUUAUGAGAAAGCAAAAGACUGUUUUGAAGAGGCUCUUAAAGCGAAUCCAGAUGAUCCUGAAUGGAAUACUGGACUGGCAACUGUAGUUUAUCGUAUGGAGGACUUUCGAGGUAGAGACUGGCCCGGUUUCAAAAGUUUUUCUUUCCAGCUACUUCAACGGGCAGUUAAGCUGAAUCCAAAGGACUCUGUGAUUAAGGUACUUUUUGCUUUAAAACUACAGCAGUUAAAGAAACAAGAAGAGGCAAUAAAGUAUAUUAAGGAUGCCCUAGAACUGACACCAGAUCUUCCAUAUGUGCUUCGCUAUGCUGCCAAAUUUUACAGGCGAGCAGGGAUGUUUGAGCCAGCCAUUCAUGUCCUGAAGAAGGCUUUAAACAUAACUCCUACCUCUGGUUUUCUCCAUCAUCAGCUGGGACUGUGCUACAGAAGAAUGCUUAUACAAAGAGAGAGAUUAAGAAGAGUUUAUGGUGAUUACAGAGGUCAAGACACACAAGCAAUAAAGAAUCUUACAGAAAGGACCAUAUUUCACUUUGAAAUGACAUUGGAAGUGAAAAAAUCAUUUUUGCAUGCACAUUUUGAUUUAGCCGAAAUGUACAUCAGAUCAUAUCAACAUAAAAAAGCAGAGGAAACCUAUAAAAAAGCCAUAGAGCUAACAACCACUCCUGAAUAUGAGAAACAACAAGUCCACUUACAUUAUGGAACAUUUCUGGAAAACUGCAAGAAAUCUGAAGAUGAAGCUGUGAAGCAUUACAAGGAAGGGCUGCGGAUUCCUGAUCAGAAUAAACACAGGCAAGAGUGUGAGGCGUCUCUGAGAAGGAUAGCCAGUGAGAAGUUAGAGAGAAACCCCAGUGAUGCUUCAGGGCUUGCUUUGCUUGGGUUCAUCAGUAAGGAAAACCAGGACUAUUUAAAUGCAAUGAAAUGGUAUGAAAAAGCUUUAAGUGAUGAUACAUCCAAUGAUGAAUAUCUGAGUGCUCUCUUUGAUCUGAAGUUGAUGUUAACAAAAUGAAUGGAAAUCACCUGUAUUUCUACACAUAGAGAUAUAGCCACAAAAUAAUUUCAAAUUAGGCUCAUACAGCACUUUACACAUUAGCAUGCUUCAGUUAUACGCAAUAAUUGUUCAUGGUUGUUCCUACUCCACUGGAGAAUCAAAAGUUGCAAAAUGUACCAAGGAAACAUUCCAUACUGCCGGAGUAUUCUUCUUGAAAUGGCCUGAUAUCAGUACCAUCCCCAAAAAACUAUUCUGGGGCUUUAGGGGUCACUUAAAGGCAGAGGGGGGCCCCUGCAAUGCUUGGAGUUGCAGCAGAAAAAGGGUAAGAGAAGGGUAAGAGAAGCAUAAAGAGGAACUGUUGUCUAAAAUGUAACACAAGCUUCAUCCAAUCGAAAUAAGAAACUUUUUAAAAACAGUUUCAAAUUCUGGACCUUUUCCCUGAAAUAAUUAAGUUACUAUUCACUAUUCC